Copidosoma floridanum is the source of this 5558-nucleotide messenger RNA. RefSeq names its product regulating synaptic membrane exocytosis protein fife (gene Fife). The record is from RefSeq and is a predicted model, not a curated record. Gene Ontology annotation, molecular function: transmembrane transporter binding; small GTPase binding. Gene Ontology annotation, biological process: regulation of synaptic plasticity; calcium ion-regulated exocytosis of neurotransmitter; regulation of membrane potential. Lineage: Eukaryota; Metazoa; Arthropoda; Insecta; Hymenoptera; Encyrtidae. Gene Ontology annotation, cellular component: cytoskeleton of presynaptic active zone; presynaptic membrane.
CGUACGCAAGAUAUCACCCCGUGGCGGUGCACGGCCUCUCUACCCCCAUCGGUGUAUCCCCGUCGGUGCGUAUACGCGUGUGGAUGCAUGUACGUAUGCAUAAAUGCGCGGGUCCCUCUUUUACCUCAAACUGUACCCAACGAGAGCACGUUUUUUCCAUCACCUUCGAAAAAACACGGGCGGCAAAUGUUGGGCGCAACCUGUUGUGAUUGCGAUUGCUCUUGUUGGCCCCAUUGUUGUUGCAAUUAUUGUCGGAGUGACGGGUUUGUGGACACUGGCGAGUUAUGUGAAAACUCGGAGGUGCACGAGUCUCCAGCUGUGAAAGGAGUCGGAGCGGGAAUAGCCACUACUGCUGUUGGACAUCAAAGUAACAGAAAAUCCACGUAGCCAGGGACGCAUCAACAAACAUCGAGAAGAAAGAAAGGCCAUACCCGAAGAGCGAGUGCAAAAAAACACAAGAGGCGGCGGGGGAGUACGAGCCCAUUCAAGCGUAAAAUUGCCAAGCGGAGAAAAGGAGAUGCCGGCGUGGAGGCGCGUUGCCGGCGGUGGUUGUGGCGCAGCCCCGAUCUGGCCCUUCCCCUCCCUACCCGCGAACUGAGCCGUUUCCUGCAGCUUCAGCUUUGAUCCCGCGUAGUCGAGGGAAGACUGCCGCCAAGAUGCUGCCCACCAACAUAGCGUCCUUCGUCAAGAAGAUGGUCACGCAACCGGAGAGCAACUCGAGCACCGCCCAGUCGGAGGACGGCGGUCGAAGCUUCAAUCUCUGGCAAAUCGGCUCGGACCUCAUGACUGCCACCAACAUGUCUAAACUGACCCCGGCUAAGGUCACGCCCAUGGAGAACCUACAGCCCAAGGAGAGCACCCCCGUGAUAGAGCCACCGAAAGCUAAAGCCGAGCAGGAGAAGACGAAUCCGGCGCAGACGUGCAGGAUAUGCCGAAAGUCCAUCAAGCAGGACGACAUUUUCAAGACGUGCCACGAGUGCCAAAAGAACGUUUGCGAGGACUGCGCCUCGUACUCGACCACCACCGACUCGGACGAUCCUCAAAAGUGGUGCUGCAGCGUGUGUCGGCGCAAACUGGCGCAAAAGGAGACGCAAGCGAUGGAGGGCUCGCUCGAGGUGCCGAUGCCCGAGGGCCUCGUGAGGCGGCACAGCGACGCGCGCCUCGGCUCCCAAGUGGUCAGUCAAAUAGGCACCCUCGGCUCGGGUCUCAUGCCACCGCGCAGUCCGGAUCUCGGCAGGAGGCACUCGGACGUCUCGCCCGCGAGUCUCAAGGAUCUCGAGAAGGUUGCAGGGGAGCGCAAGACCGAGGACUGGGAGUUGCGCAGCAAGUCGAGGAGCGGCUCGCCGGAGCGCCAUCAGCAGGAGACCGGCAGGGACCGGCAGCGCAACGCCAGUCCGCAGCGCAAAUCCGGGCACACAGACCAGGAGAACGGCGGCAGCGAGCUCGAGCGGUCGCGUCAGCGGGGCGGUACCCAGCGGCGCAAGUCCCGCGUCUCGCGGCAGCACUCGUACGACGAUGAAAUCAAGAGCUCGGGAGGAGGAGGUGGCCAUCCGGGUCCGGUCGACCCCGGCCUCGGUCUACCCGUCCAGCUGGCCAGGCGCGCCUCCACCUACGACGUGUACUCGUCGGGGGCUGGCCCGGGCCUCGCGGCCCUCGUUACGCCUCACCGCGCUUCCAUAUCGGCCCAAGGUAAUCGCGAGCCGAGCGAGGCCGAGCGCCAGGCAGCCGCGGCCGCGCGUCGGCCGUCCUUCCGUGCCAACAAGCCACUGCUGCCGUACGACGUGGUCGUGCCAGUCGUCGACGACGACAAGAUGAUCACCCUCGACACCGCGCCCACGCCACCCGAGGUCGAGACCAUCGGCGCCCCUGCCGAGGAGGUGCGCAAGAUACGACGAGGCUCCAUACUGCCGAACGUUCCGAUCGGGGUGGUGAGACCAGCUGCAGUGCCGGCUGUAGUGCCAAAGCAGAUUGCCCGCGUGAACGUCGACGAGCGCGAGCUGGUCAGGCAGGGCAGUUUGGCCGACGGCGAGGCCAUUAAAAUCGUCAUCCACGACGUCGACUGCGACAUGCUGCCGAGAGCAAACGCCAAGAGAAAAGUCACCCUCCGGAAGGACGUGGUCGUGGAGAAGGGACACAGAACGCGCAGUUUCGGCAUGAGGGUGGUGGGCGGCAAGAUCGCCGCCGACAAGCACCAGUACGCGUACAUCGUGUGGACGGUGCCGGGAGGUCCGGCUGAAAAUAGCGGCUUGCAGCAGGGCGAUAAGGUGCUGGAGUGGGGCGGCGUCCCGCUGGUAGACCGCAGUUUCGAGGAGGUGGCGCACAUUAUCGACCGGAGCGGCGAUAUCGUUGAGCUCAUCGUCGAGCACACGUCAGACACGAGCGGGGACGCCCUCGACGAGCCGCCGGCAGCGCCGGAGAAGGCGCCCACCAGCCUCGGACUCGGCCAACUCGAAACGGAAUCAAGCAAAGCCCCAUCGUAACCAACAAAAAAAAAAAAAAUUGAAAACGCAGAGCAACUGGCCAAGGAGCGGCAAGUGACGGGCCGCGUGCAGAUACAGGUGUUGUACGAGGGUGACCGCAAGGAGCUGAUAGUCUCGGUAUUCGCGGCGGACGACCUGUGCUCGCGCGAGGACACCGGCUACGGCACGGCCCCCGAAGCUUUCGCCAAACUCGAUCUCGUCUCCCCCAACGGGGACUCGAUAUCGCUGAAGACGGACGUGGCCGAGGCCACGCACAACCCCAUCUGGAACGCGACCCUCAACUUUACGAACGUGGGGGGCGAGCAACUGAUCGACCGGCUGAUCGACGUCACCAUCUGGGACUACUGCCCGGACAGGGAGUGCGUCUUCAUCGGCGGGUGCUCCAUCGACCUCGAGAGCGCCUUCGAGGCCGACCGCGCCGUUUGGUACCGGUUGGAGGAUCGCCGGGGGCUGCGCUCGGGAAAGUCGCCGCAUUGUUCUCCCCGGGGCUCCCUGUCGAUCGAGCUCGCCCAGCGUCUCCUGCGGCGCACAGAUUUGCGCGAGCGUAGCUACAGCGACGACACCCAGAGCGACAGCGGCAGCCCCGAGCCGUACUUUUUGCAUCCCGAUCACGCGUGGCUGCCCGGCUCGCGACGCGGCUCCAGCCAAUCCGAGCAGCUCGAGAUCGAGCCUUACGAGCUCAGCAAGGACUACAGCCGAUCCCUACCUGGUAGCAGGCGCAGCAGCUUCCAGAGCCAGGUCGGCGGGGGGGUCGGCAGCGCCAACGACAGCAAACGUGGUAGCAUGGGCGACGCGGACGUCUCGGGUGUCAAUUACCACAGGGAGAGGCGGCGCAGCUCGUUCGCCCGGCCAAUGAGGGACGAGAAGGAGAUCCUCGAGACGUUGCGCAUACUCAAGGCCCAGGGUACCAAGGCCGAGCUCUCGCGCACCAUGAGCCUGUCCGGCGAGAAGAGACGGCCCAACCGUGACUUAAAAAUACAAGAUUGAAUCGUAGGAGCGAGUGACCGCAGAGAAAGCAGCGUCCUGGAAUUGGAAAGACGCACUUAUGAUCGAAACAGCGAAUCAGAUGAAGAUGAGAAAUUGAGUCAGCCGAUAAUAGAGCCAAUUAUAAAGGGAGAGAACGGUGUUGACCUUCCACUUGGUCCCGGGCAAGUUGCACCAAAGACCUUCAGGCCAUCUAAAGAUCAACAAAGCGGCAAAGUGAAGCUCGCCAUAUUUUUGAGCAAAGGUAAUCUCGAGGUCGAAGUUAUCUCUGCAAAAGAUAUAUGCCCUCUCGACGCGGAAGAACCAGACACGUACAUAAAGACGUACUUGCGGGCCGAGGAGCGCUGGUUGCACAAGCGCAAGACUCGGGUAGUGCGGCACUCGCGCAACCCCCAGUAUCGGCAGACCCUAAAGUACGCGAGCUGCGACGCCUUGGGACGCAACCUCCUGGUCAUGCUGUGGCAGAAGAAACAAGGCUUUGAGAGCAACCAAGGCUUGGGUGGGGCUGAAAUCGACCUCGAAGAGCUGGCCUUGACCCGCUUGACCCUCGGUUGGUACCACCUCUUCCCGAUACACACCCUGGGCACCCAAACCGCUGACUCGCCAUGAUGGUUAAGGGAAAAAUGGGCCCUCGAGGCUGGCGAACUCGAUCUUAGGCUGAGCUUGCUACUCAACGACGAGUCCGUCAAGAUCGUUUCGUGAUGGGAUACCAGCGAAUUUCCGAGAAAUAUCGCUCGCUCACGUCUCGUUCGCACGUUUUUUUUUUUACUACAUCCUUGGAUUCUUUCAUUCGAAGCAAAAAAGAGAGGAAGGACUCGUACGACAAUCAAUUCAUCGGUCGCGAUAUCUUUGACAAAUGUAUAUCUCCAAGGAUUAUGAACGAUUUUACACUCACUAUAAAAUGGACAAUCAUUCGAAAAUAUUUGUGUGUGGCUGUGUCCUGCUUCGUAAAAUAAUGAAGGAAAUUUAAAAAAAAAAAAAAAAAAAAGGAGUUUUCGUUUAUGGAUUUGGUAUAGCUUAAUCAGUCGUUGGUGCGACGAUAAAUCAACGAGUUGUGGGCGUAAGUGAAAGAAAAAAAAAAAAAAAUUAAUUUACGCUCAGAACGUGCGAACGAGACGUUAUUUCAAUCACGAGACGACGAUGGUUCCAUUUUUCCCGAAUGUGCGCAUUUACGAAGGAUACGUAUGAAAUGCAAAAAAAAAACUUCAGUAAAGCCCAUUGAAGUAGGACUUGAAAAAAAGUGUGCGCAACAUUCUGCUAUGCUCAAUCGACAUCUGAUUCUUUGGGAUUUCAUUGUCUGGUUGAUCCAGUUUGUGAUUCGAAUGAGUAUCGCGUGAGCGCUUUUUCCUUACGCUGCGAAACAAUCUGUUGGGGUGAAAUUAUUUUUCCGUGAAAUGCUUGAUUCAAUAGUUUCGUUGACAACUACGUUAUUUUUAACCAUAUUUUUGUUAGUAUUGUUCAAUAGUUGGUGUAACAACUUUUUAACGUUAAAUCACAAUGGUAAUGAUCCUCUUUUUACUGAUGCAUUACUAAAUUAUGACGUUACUUUUGCGUUUAAAGGAAAUUUCUCAAGCAAAACUUUGAAACCCUACGUCGGUGUAAUCCUAGAAUUAAUGACAAAAAUAUGUAGACAUGUAGUGCUUGCUGGUCGAGCGCUACUUUAAUAAAAGUUUUUAGAUUUGUCACAACAGCCAUUUGAGUACUGUAAUUUGCUAAGAUCCUGUAGAUAAUAGACAACAGCUAUGAAAACUAUGUAUUGGUGUUUAGAGAGGCCUGACGGUUAUUUUGUUGCUCCGGUAAAUUAGCCGAGGCAUGAAUAUUGAGUUAAAAAAAAAUGAAAUAUUGAUUGAAGCGGUUGGACUAAAAUUAUAAGUGAUUCGCUUAUUUUCGGAUAUUCAAGGAAAGAGGCUGAGCAGAUUUUACUCAUUGCCUCGUAGUUUUUUAAUUGUAAAAUAUUUAUAUGCAAGUGUAACGAUUAAUACGAUUUGGAGUUGUAAAGAAAAGGGAAAAAAACCCUGAUCUAAGAACUUGACUCACUUGCGAUAACGUAACGAAGAAGUGGCAUGUCGGUGACUGAAAGUUAGAGAAAAUUGU